AUGAGUGAUGAGGAAAAAGAUGUAACCCAGAGCGAGGAGGAAGAGGUCGACUUUUCGGCCAGCGAAGACGAAUGGUUACCUUCGAAGAAGUCGUCCCAAAAGCAGGGUACGAAGCGUGCCAUCACCGCCACCAGCUCGGAGGAUGAUUCCGAUCUGGAGGACUUCGAAGUGGGUUCAAAAAAGCAGGAUAAAAAGAAGUCGUCGUCCCGAAAAAGACCCACUCCUUCAUCAUCGUCAGCAGCACGACAAACCAGCGGACAAGCCGGAAAAAAGAAACGUCUCUCACCCGGUUUGCGCGAUCGUCUCUAUCAGCAGUACAAAAACGAUCUGCUCAAAGAGUUGCACCCCGCCAAGGCUCCUCUCAACAGCAGCGUGAUGGAUAUUUUACAGAAAUGUCAGUUCAAACGGAAACCCACGAUUGGCGGCGGCGAGAAAAAAUCUGUCGGCGCCGAAGACGAUUACGAUUCCUGCAGCAGUGGCGACGAUCAUCUGGCCGAUCCGGAAAAGCUGGACUUGCGAUCCAAUUUCUUCAACAAAAAAGAAUCCAAACAAGCGAGUGGCAGCGGCGAGGCUGCGGCCGCAGCCACAGCCACAGCCACUGCCACGGCACCGUAUUUCGAUGUGAAUGCCGGCAUGCGACUGUCCGAUAGUUCCGAGGGUGAGGAUGAAGAAAUCGGUGAGGGUCCAUUGCCAGCCUCGAUUCCGAAGCAGGCCGCUGAUAAGCUGAUCAGCCACAUCAACCAGCAGUCGUGUGAAUUUAUGAAUUUUAACAAUCUCGAUCAAUUUACGGCGAAGGUGGAAGAGGCGAAAAGGUUGCUGAUAAACUACCAACAGAGGGAAGCAUCGGAGAAACAGCAGAUGACGGAUGAGCUUACAUCGACUUCUGAGCGGCACCAAGAGAGCGUUUCGAACCUACUGGCCCAAGGUGAGGUGACUGGCGGUAUCUUGCCGGCAAAGGUAACACAAUCCGGCGCUAGCACAGACUCCGAGUGGGAAGAGGUGGAAACUGGGGAAGCCGCAGAUGGGCAGAAAGCUGAAACGAAGAACGAAGAAGGCGGUUGGCAGGUUACGAUCGAGCUUGAUAAUGCUCAAAGCAGGAGAAAACGUAGGGAAGAGCUUGAAAUGGAACUGUACAUUAGGCGACAAAUUAAUAAGGUGAAGCGAGCGAAUCAAUUGAACUAUCACAAGGUUAGCGUGCUGUUGGCCAUCGCUAUUGGGCAACGGUUGAACCGUACCGCUGGCAGUGCCCGUGUCCGGGGUCUAUUGUUAUCAACAAUGAAUGAAACAGACUGUUCGAUAAAAGGAAAAUGGAACACAAUGAGAGUAGCGAAAUUGGCCGACCGGUUUUGUGACGAAUUCACCUUACAAUCUUACGAUAUGGUCGGACCGUCGACGGGAUGUGACACGCGUUUCGCGCUGUCACUCGCGAUUUACACGCGAAAGGUACAGUGUCGUCGGGACUUUAUGCUACUGUUUCUCACAUAUCUACGCCUAGCCGGGGCACAAGCCCGUCUCGUACUUUGCGCCACUGUACCGUCAAAGAGGCCAGCGAUGAGCGAUCUUUGUCCCAUAUCCGAGCGGCAGAUAAAAGAAAAGUUUGAAAAACGCCUAUCGGCUGGUAGCGAAAAGGAGCAAGUUAAAACGGAGAUCGGUUCGACGGUUAAAUCGACUUCACCAAGAGUACCACCAAAUAAAGCAGAUAAAAAUAGCCGAAUAGACGAUCUUAAAGAAGAAGAUGGUUCAAUUAGAACGACAAAGGAAAACUCGGCAGUACCGAGACGGUCGCCCCGUAAUGCUAAGAGAACUGUAGAAAUGUCCCCUCCUCAGAAGCGAAUCACCAGAAAGGCACUAGCAACUCUCAACAUACCACAGCUUGACGGCGGGGAUGAUAUACAGUGCGGAACGGGUCCGAUUAAAUCUUUACGGCGCUCGACACGCGCUAAGUCUGCAACGGAAGCAGCAUCUCCCGGAACAUCCCCAUUCGCGAAGCGACAAUCCAACACAACGAAAGUCAUUCUGGACGCAAAAAGCAUUUCUACGUCGCAAGUAACGACUGCAGCACGAAAAAAAACACUUUUUCCAAAAGAAACAGUUGAAACCGAGCAAACCCAGACGGGUGCAGCAAAACGAAUAACUCGAUCCAGCAGUCAGCAGCAUUCGCAAAACACGGAUGAUGGCACGGCCAACAAGGAACCACCGGUUAAGAGAAGAAUCACACGUCGCCGUGAGCCACCAUCUGAUGAUGAUGAAGCUUUUGAAUUACCCGCUCGAAAAGAGCAGCAAAAAAGCCGCAAGAAACCCACGGCCACGGUAAAAGUAUCACUCAAAUCCAAAAAGGGGCAGGCCAAGGAUCAAAAAGACGAUAACAAUAAUGGAAAAAUUCCGGCAGUUGUCGUAGAAAACAUAGCGAACACAGGCCAGUCAAAGCGAACAAACUUUUCGAUCAAGAAAUCUCGAAGAGCCACAACUCCACAAACAGGAGCCCGAAAGAAAAUCAACUUUCCUGCACCCAACUCGGAUGUUGAUAGCGAUUUCGAUGUAGCAAAGGCAUCAUCAAAUCGUAAACCGAAAAGACAAUCUGCCACCGCAGCGAAAGCUAAGAGAUCGCCCAUCGGCAAGGGGGAACAAGGGGGACCAAAUAGCAACAAGCUGGACCUUUGGAUUGAGUUUUAUUGUGAACAUUCCAAACGAUGGAUCACCUACGACAUUGGAAGCGGAAAGAUAGAUUGCAUCGAUUAUAUUGUGCGAAACGCACCUAACCCGAUUUCGUACGUAUUCGCCUGGAACAACGAGGGCCACGUAAAGGAUGUGACCGCUCGGUACGUUCAAAAGUGGAACACUGCCUGUCGGAUGCUGCGUGUUGAGCAGAGUUGGCUCGAUCGUGCCCUCGCAUCGUUAAUUGGUCCCAAAACCGACCGGGAUCAGCUUGAGGACGUCGAGCUAAACAAAUUCGAUGCAAAUAAGCCAUUGCCAAAGACUAUCGGUGAGCUGAAAAACCACCCUCUGUACGCUCUGCGACGUCAUCUGCUCAAAUUUGAAGCCAUCCAUCCACCGGAACCGCCAACGUUGGGCUUCAUCCGUGGCGAGGCCAUCUAUCCGCGUGAGUGCGUGCAUACGCUUCAGACACGAGAAAAGUGGUACAAGCAAGGGCGCGUCGUUUGCGCCUUCGAGACGGCGUACAAAGUGGUGAAGUGCUGGAAGUACGACCGACCGACCAACACCUGGCUGAAGGAUCAACCGUGCGACCUUUUCGGCCUAUGGCAGACGGACGAGUACGACCCCCCGACGGCGGAGAACGGUAUCGUGCCACGGAACGUGUAUGGCAACGUGGAACUGUUUACGGAGAAAAUGCUACCGAAGCGCACCGUGCACCUCAAGUUACCCGGAUUGAAUCGAGUUUGCAAACGCCUCCGGAUUGACUGCGCUACAGCAAUAACCGGAUUCGAAAUGGCAAAGAUGCGCAUGGUGCCUGUGUACGAUGGGUUCGUAGUCUGCGAGGAGUUUGCCGAAAAAGUGGUCGAAGAGUGGUACAAAGAGAUGGAGGAAGAGGAGCGGCGCGAACAGGAAAAGAAAGAAAAACGGAUAUACGGCAACUGGAAGCGGUUGAUUAAGGGGCUCCUGCUGCGCCGGAAGCUUCAGAACAAGUACAAUUUUGAUAACAUUGCAUAG
Messenger RNA from Anopheles cruzii, 3669 nucleotides. RefSeq names its product DNA repair protein complementing XP-C cells homolog. The record is from RefSeq and is a predicted model, not a curated record. The coding region runs from base 1 to 3669 and encodes 1222 amino acids. The transcript has 4 exons. NCBI's taxonomy places the organism in Eukaryota, Metazoa, Arthropoda, Insecta, Diptera, Culicidae. Gene Ontology annotation, molecular function: single-stranded DNA binding; damaged DNA binding. Gene Ontology annotation, biological process: nucleotide-excision repair; mismatch repair. Gene Ontology annotation, cellular component: nucleus; nucleotide-excision repair factor 2 complex; XPC complex.